Messenger RNA from Populus euphratica (Euphrates poplar), 1969 nucleotides. Its product is annotated as 46 kDa FK506-binding nuclear protein-like. The record is from RefSeq and is a predicted model, not a curated record. Bases 350 to 1810 code for a protein of 486 amino acids. NCBI's taxonomy places the organism in Eukaryota, Viridiplantae, Streptophyta, Magnoliopsida, Malpighiales, Salicaceae. The transcript is spliced from 2 exons.
UGUCAAACACCACAACAAAACCUGUUGCAGUAAAACCGGCUGCUACGCUCUUUGUAUUCUGCUUUAUUUUAUUCUGUCUCCACCCUCUUUUUAUCCUUCACUUUCACUCUCUAUUCUCUUGCCAUUUACGUCUUCUCGCCUUUGUCUCUCUCUCUCAGCUUCUCCCUCUCCUUCAUUAUAAUUUGCCUGCAAAGGCUGAAUGGGCACUCAAAUUUUUCAGGGCAUUAAAGAAGUUGCUUUGCAGAACUUGAUAUUGCGUUUCAGCUUCGAUCUUUCAGACCUCGGUGCUUUGAGCAAUCAUCUUUAGUGGUUUUUGUUCCAAGCUUCAGUUCUCCUGCUGCCACUGGGCAUGGGAUCAGGAAUGCUAGGACUAGAAUUGCCACUACACCAACAACAAAACCCACAAAACCCUCACCACUUGCAGCAUCCCCAGAUUGUAGCUUAUACUCACCAUGAAUCUGAUCACCACCAACACUCUCAGCAAUCUGCCAAACAUGCCUAUCCUUUUGCCUCCACAAAGCCUAAACAAUUAUUAUCACCAUUGAGUAAUGAAGAUGAGCCUUCUUUCACUGGAGAUGACAGCACCACUGAUGGAAAAAGGAAAAUUUCUCCAUGGCAAAGAAUGAAGUGGACUGAUAAUAUGGUUAGGCUACUUAUAAUGGCAGUGUUUUACAUUGGUGAUGAGGUUGGGUCUGAAGUGAGUGAUCCUAUAGGCAAGAAAAAGCCCGGUGGGCUGGCACAGAAGAAAGGGAAAUGGAAAUCAGUUUCUCGGGCAAUGAUGGAGAAAGGGUUUUAUGUGUCUCCACAACAAUGUGAGGAUAAAUUCAAUGACCUGAACAAGAGGUAUAAGAGGGUUAAUGAUAUCCUUGGAAAGGGGACUGCCUGCAGGGUUGUGGAGAAUCAAAGCUUGCUUGAUACUAUGGAUUUGUCACCGAAAAUGAAGGAUGAAGUGAGAAAAUUGCUCAAUUCCAAGCACUUGUUUUUCAGAGAAAUGUGUGCUUAUCAUAAUAGCUGUGGCCAUGCUCCAAGUGGGGUUGCCUCUGGUAUUAGUAACUCGCCAGAGAUGGCUGCAGACCCGUCUCAUGCUCAGCACCAACAAGCAACACAACAGCAACAGCAAUACCAAAGGUGUUCUCAUUCAACUGAAAACACUCAAGUUGUAACCAAUUCGAUGACCGAAACAGAGGGGUCGAAAAUGGCAAAAUUGGCAAGAAAUGAAGAGGAUGACCACGACGAAAGCGAGGAAGAUGAAGAUGAUUAUGCGGAGGAUGAGGAGGAAGAGGAUGAUGAUGAUGAAAGAGACGAUGAUGAAGAGGAUUAUGAAGAGAAUGAGGACGAGGCAGUAGAAGGCAAUUCAAGGCAUCAAAACGGGCAUGGGCAUGGAGAUGAAGAUGACCGUGACGAGAAAUCAUCACGGAAGAGGCCCAGAAAGGAAGUGUUUUCAACAACAUCAUCUUUGAUGCAGCAAUUGAAUGGGGAAAUAACGAACGUGCUCCGAGAUGGAGCAAAGAGUUCAUGGGAGAAGAAUCAAUGGAUGAAGCUGAAGUUGGUGCAAUUAGAGGAGCAGCAAGUGAACUACCAAUGCCAGGCAUUUGAGCUUGAAAAGCAAAGGUUGAAGUGGGUGAAAUUCAGUAGCAAGAAAGAGAGGGAAAUGGAGAGGGCUAAGCUAGAGAAUGAGAGAAGAAGGCUUGAAAAUGAGAGAAUGGUACUGAUUGUAAGGAAGAAAGAGCUUGAGUUGCUUGAUACUACACAUCAACAGCAACAACUGCCUUCAAACAAGCGGAGUGAUCCUUCUUCCAUUGCUGGAUGAAAUGUACUAUAACAGAUUAAUUCUAGAUAGUUUUGAUAGAUAGGAAUGGCAUUUUUUUGUUGUUCUUAUAGGUUUAUUCUAGAUAAUUUGCUACCAUUUCUGUACAAAUUAAUAAUAUAUGAAUAAGACCAAGAACUCGGAGAGUUUGUUUCUCUUGAA